Messenger RNA from Oncorhynchus kisutch (coho salmon), 1828 nucleotides. RefSeq names its product 5-hydroxytryptamine receptor 1A-beta. The transcript has a single exon. Gene Ontology annotation, biological process: regulation of behavior; regulation of hormone secretion; positive regulation of MAPK cascade. Gene Ontology annotation, molecular function: G protein-coupled serotonin receptor activity. The record is from RefSeq and is a predicted model, not a curated record. Gene Ontology annotation, cellular component: plasma membrane. NCBI's taxonomy places the organism in Eukaryota, Metazoa, Chordata, Actinopteri, Salmoniformes, Salmonidae. Bases 276 to 1508 code for a protein of 410 amino acids.
GCAUCUCACUGCCCGCACUCUCCCAGAGAGAACCCAACUGUUGGUGCGCAGAGAAAAUCGUUAUUUCAACCUCACAGGCAACUGACGUAUUUUCCAUCACUGGUAUAAAUAUACAGUUUCGUCAGUCUUCACCCCCCGGCACAGGGAGUGUAUGCAAUGCUAUGCGAAGGGCGCAAAAAUCCAGCUCAGAUCACCAAAUGCUCUCCAAGGAUGGAGCUCUGUUGCGCACUGGAACUGACACGUAGUAACUGAGGAGCGCUUCCCUUUUCAUCACCAUGGAGGAAAGAAACAACACUACGGCCGCAUGGUUUCCAUUUGAUUUUCAAAACGAAACCUCGACAGCUGAUGCAGAGAUUAAACUAAGUUCCCAAAUCUUCACCUCCUUACUUCUUGCCGUACUUAUCCUCUGUGCCGUGUUUGGGAACGCGUGUGUGGUUGCAGCCAUCGCCCUGGAGAGAAAUCUUCAGAAUGUAGGGAACUAUCUGAUUGGGUCUCUGGCCGUGACUGAUCUGAUGGUAUCGGUUCUGGUGUUGCCCAUGGCGGCCCUUUACCAAGUCUUAAACAGGUGGACUCUCGGACAGGUACCAUGUGACAUUUUCAUCUCUUUAGAUGUGUUAUGUUGUACAUCAUCUAUACUGCACCUUUGCGCCAUCGCCUUGGACAGGUACUGGGCCAUUACCGAACCUAUAGAGUAUAUGAAGAAGAGGACACCCAGAAGAGCGGCGGUUCUGAUCAGUGUCACCUGGUUUGUCGGGUUUUCCAUCUCUGUUCCUCCCAUGUUGAUCAUGCGUUCCCAGCCGAGUAGUAAAGCGGAGGACAUAGCUAAUCCCGAGCAGUGCAUGAUAAGUCGAGACCCCUGGUACACAAUCUACUCGACAUUCGGCGCGUUUUACAUUCCGUUGAUUCUCAUGUUGGUCUUAUAUGGACGGAUAUUCAAAGCUGCCAGGUUUAGAAUCAUGAGAACAGUGCGUAAAACAGAGAAAAAGAAAGUGUCUGAUUCUUGUUUGGCACUGUCCCCUGCUCUUUUCCACAAGAGGACCAACGGGGACCCGAGUAAAAGCUGGAAGAGGAGCGUGGAGCCCAAACCAACCCCCUGCGUAAACGGUGCGGUCAAGCACGGCGAUUUGUUGGAGAUUAUCGAGGUUCACAGCAACUCAAAAAACAACCUGCCACUCCCCAACAACCCCAAUUCCGAGCCGCUCUUUGAGAGCAGACAAGAUAAGAACAUGGAGGCAAAGAGAAAGAUGGCCAUGGCCAGAGAGCGCAAGACUGUGAAGACGCUGGGUAUAAUUAUGGGCACUUUUAUCUUUUGCUGGUUGCCUUUCUUUAUUGUCGCCCUGGUAAUGCCCUUUUGCCAGUCGUGCCAAAUGCCAAAGUGGCUCGAGGACGUCAUUAACUGGCUCGGGUACUCCAACUCUCUACUGAACCCCAUCAUUUACGCAUAUUUCAACAAAGACUUCCAAAGUGCCUUUAAGAAAAUAAUAAAAUGUCACUACUGCAAAACAUAAGCAUAUUACAUAAUCCGUUUAUGAUGUAAAACGGUUGACUGCAGAGUUGGGACUGAUGUCUGCAGAAGACAAAUCUUACAACCAUUUCAGUAGCAUUAGUCAGUCAAACAUGGGUCUACUGAAAGGUUGACAGGAAUGUUGACAGUUGACAGUAAUGUUGUUUAAUAAAACUAAUUGUAUUAUUAAUAUUAUUAUUAUACCAGGAGUUUUUUUAACGAAGCUGUAUAAACAGGUUUGCAGGAUGUCAGAGCUGAUCACUCAGUGCCCAUGUCAAGCAUGCUUUGUAAGUGUUCAAUAAACCAUGUCCUAUUUCAGGAUCU